GCACUAAACCUUCACAUCAUCACUGAAUUCAUGUGCGACGAACUCGUCAACAAAUGUGGCCUGAAGAAUGAAGAUAAACGAUUUGCUGACUGCAAGUCCAUCAAAGAAUCCAUUGGAACGGUCAAGGGUGACGGCUCAAAGGCUGAUCUUUGGAAUGCCCAGUUCGGAUUUACCACUACUUAUGCGUCGAAUCCGUGUCAAGGAGGCGCUGGUACUGGAGGACAUGGUGACGGUGUCCCUAAGAGCUCUUCUUCAUCAAGUAGCUCGAGUAGUAGUUCCAACUCCAGUGGCAAUUCUUCAGGAGGCUCUACUGACACAGGCAGCUCUACUACGACGACCCCUCCUGAUUCAUCUACUACCAAGCCCCCUCCUGAUUCAUCUACCACUACAACCCCUUCCGAUUCAUCUACGACGAACUAUCCUGAUUCACAAAGCUCUGAUAAUGAGAACUCAUCCGGUGGGGGAUCGGCGGCUGGUAAAGGCGCUGAAGAUGAUUGUUAAGGAGAAAAAAUUCGAUUUGCACUACAACUGAUACAUACCAGCGUUAUGAUAUCACGUGUCGUUUCUUUUGUUACGGCAUACUACCGCUCAAAAUCAUUCCUUGUAUACACACCUUGUCUUAUGAUUGAAUAUAGAAUCUACUCCGAAAUUUAAGUCUCGUUAAUUUCC
Melampsora larici-populina 98AG31 is the source of this 669-nucleotide messenger RNA. RefSeq lists its product as uncharacterized. The transcript is spliced from 5 exons. The record is from RefSeq and is a predicted model, not a curated record. NCBI's taxonomy places the organism in Eukaryota, Fungi, Basidiomycota, Pucciniomycetes, Pucciniales, Melampsoraceae. Bases 31 to 501 code for a protein of 156 amino acids.